AUGGCCGCCGCCGAAGCUCUGCCGAGAGAGCAGCCUGGCCUCUGUCAGGACGAUUUGCCCCAGACUGACGCCGGCGAUGCGGUGCCGUGCCAUCCACUCGGGGUCAAGCCCAGUGGGAAUGCCCUCGUUGCAGCCUCGAACCUGCGGGAUGCACUGGGCAACCUCGGUGCGUUGACCGACGAAGUUGUCCUGAUGGUACUGGAGUGGCUGGAUCCUUCGAGUCUGUUGAAGCUGGGUCGUACGUGCAAGGCGUUGUAUGCAUUCACGAGAUCCGAAGAUAUAUGGAAGACCUUCCUGAUCCGGGACUCUCGGCAAGGAUUCAAAUGGCAGGGCUCCUGGCGAGCUACCUUUUUGAACCUGGCGCCGUCCCAGGUGCCUGUCGUGGUCUGUGCGAAUCUGUUUUCCGAUACUCUGCACCGGCCUUUUUAUUGUGCCCAUGUAUCGUUGGACCCGUUUGUCACCGGCAUUCCUUCUCGGAACCAGAUCACUCGGCUCAAGAACCUGUCUCCAGAUGAGUUCCAAGAAUCAUGGACUGACCGGCCAUUUGUCCUGACCGAGCCAGUCAAGGAGUGGCCCGUGUACACGCAGUGGUCUACAGACGAACUCAUCGACAAGCACAGCAACACCUUAUUCCGAGCAGAGGCCGUAGAUUGGCCCUUGAAGACGUAUGUCGACUAUAUGAAAAACAACGCCGACGAGAGCCCUCUGUACCUGUUCGAUCGUGACUUUGUUUCGAAAAUGAACAUCAAAGCUGGACCCCGUUCAGACAACGUUCCCCCCGAUGCCGCAUACUGGCCACCAUCCUGUUUCGGCGAAGAUCUCUUUGCCGUUCUGGAAUCUGAUCGCCCGGAUAGUCGAUGGCUAAUCAUCGGGCCCGAACGAUCAGGGAGCACUUUCCACAAGGACCCAAACGCCACAAGCGCGUGGAACGCCGUGCUGCGCGGGUCCAAGUAUUGGAUCAUGUUCCCUUCUUCUACAAAACUUCCCCCACCGCCGGGCGUGUAUGUCUCGGCCGACCAGAGCGAAGUAACCUCGCCUCUGAGCAUAGCUGAAUGGCUGCUGGGCUUCCACGCCGAGGCCAGACGAACGCCUGGAUGUAUGGAAGGCAUCUGCGGCGAAGGCGAAGUCCUACACGUUCCGUCCGGCUGGUGGCAUUUGGUGGUCAAUCUGGAGCCGUCCAUUGCCAUCACGCAGAAUUUUGUGCCCAAGGCACACCUCACUGCCGCUCUUGAUUUCUUGCAAAAUAAAGCAGACCAAGUCUCUGGAUUUCGGAAAAAUGUCGAAGAUCCGUACAACCGGUUCGUCGAGGAAUUAAGACAGCGGCAUCCAGACCUUUUGGACGAAGCUUUGCACGAUCUAGAAAAGCAAAGAGAGGGGAAGAAGAGAAAAUGGGAUGAGAUUGUACAUGGAAAGGUGGAUGAUGAAAAUAUCAACAACACAUCUGGAGGUUUUAGCUUCGGUUUCGGAGGUGACGACAGUGAUAUCGAAGUUCCUUGA
Talaromyces rugulosus is the source of this 1497-nucleotide messenger RNA. RefSeq lists its product as uncharacterized. Gene Ontology annotation, molecular function: cis-regulatory region sequence-specific DNA binding; protein binding. Gene Ontology annotation, cellular component: nucleus. NCBI's taxonomy places the organism in Eukaryota, Fungi, Ascomycota, Eurotiomycetes, Eurotiales, Trichocomaceae. The transcript has 2 exons. The coding region runs from base 1 to 1497 and encodes 498 amino acids. The record is from RefSeq and is a predicted model, not a curated record.